Sardina pilchardus (European sardine) is the source of this 7039-nucleotide messenger RNA. It is a transcript of the gene ptprja, whose product is annotated as protein tyrosine phosphatase receptor type Ja. Gene Ontology annotation, biological process: peptidyl-tyrosine dephosphorylation involved in inactivation of protein kinase activity. Gene Ontology annotation, cellular component: signaling receptor complex. The record is from RefSeq and is a predicted model, not a curated record. The transcript has 31 exons. Bases 201 to 5627 code for a protein of 1808 amino acids. Gene Ontology annotation, molecular function: protein tyrosine phosphatase activity; protein binding. NCBI's taxonomy places the organism in Eukaryota, Metazoa, Chordata, Actinopteri, Clupeiformes, Clupeidae.
UGUACCAUCCUGCGGGGAAAUCAGCACCUGAGUUGCGGAGCAUACAGUCUGUCGCAUUUACCUAUUCGUUUUAGAAAAGUUUCAUUAGUUUCGAAGACACACAACAGGGAAGGUUAGCUGAGAAGAAAAAAGAAAUCCGCGUCCGUCAGACAUGGUCGGACAAACCAACUAACUUUUUGUGACCAGUUAUUGUCCUCACAAUGAGGCGUUUACAAUCAUUCGCCAGUGUGCUCUUGAAGGCUGUUAUCUUACUUUUUGCCACUGUAAAGGUUUUACAUUCACAACAAUGUCUUGAGUCUUGUACCUAUAAAUUUGACAUCACCACAACGGAUAUCUCAAUACAAGUGACAGAAAGUGUUGUGCCAUGCAAUGUUCACAAUACCACCUUCAACCAGACGGGGGGGAGAUUGAUCAUCAAUGAACUGACGCCAGGAACCGAAUACUCUUUAUCCAUCAACUGUACUGGUGUGCAGAACUGCUGUUCUAACUUCACAACACAAGCAGUCAAUCUUACAGUCACGCACAUCAACACAACAUCAGCGAAUGUCACCUGGACAGGGUCCCUCGUUGCAAACGCCUCGUUCACGUUCACCACACGCCCACAGGGCGUCAGCAAUUUGACCGCCAGUAAGGUCACGUCCGAUUCCGUGUCUCUUACUUGGGUCAAGGGCCAGGGCGAAAGUCCCUUCUAUAGAGUGCUUUGGAAAAGUAAGCAAACCUCUCUGACCAGAAGCAAAAGCACCGUUGACGCCUCUGCCACGAUAACAGGCCUGACCCCUGGCACUAAAUAUGAAUUCACGGUCAAAUCAGUCGCGGCUGAUAACCAGACUGAAGGUGCCGAGUCAGUUGCUCUGCCAGUGACAACCAACCCAGGAACUGCUGAAAACAUCACAGCUGUCCAAGGGAAUAGCUCUAUGAACGUGUCCUGGGACAAGCCUCAGGGCUCUGUGGAACGAUAUGUAGUGCAGCUUGGAGGGCAAAGCAAAUCAACAGGCUUUCUUCAUGUUGAAUUUGAAGAUCUCCAAGCAGGAACUGUAUAUAAUUGCAGUGUGACUUCAGUUCUUGCAGCCGUAAACAACACCUCAGACUUUGUUGAGUUGGCUACCAAGCCCAACCCUCCAGACUCAGUCAGCAUCAGCAACAGGAGAAACAGCUCCUUGUCUCUCACAUGGAGCACUCCUCUCCUGAUGAGUUCAGCCACACAACUCUCUUAUGCGGUGUCUUACUCUCCCAGUGGCUCAUCUGCAGAGGAGGUCACUAAUGGUGACUCUUUCAUGCUGUCCAGUCUGGCCUCUGGAACACUGUAUAGCAUUUAUUUGACAACCAUUGGACCUCAAAACCUGAGGAGCUCCACUGUCUCUUUGGAUGAAUACACUCUGCCCAACCCUGUGACUAACCUCAGAAGCACUUCUCUGUCCACCACAUCAGUGAAACUGGAAUGGGGCAGCCCUAUUGGUUAUCAGAGUUACUAUAGAUAUAAGGUCUCUGGAGUGCAGACAAAUGAGACUGUUUCUGACAGCAGUGAAAUGACAGGCCUUCAACCUGGAACUGAAUAUAACUUCAGUGUCACAACCACUAUAUCAGAGUCUCCUGCUGUCCAGGGGCAGCCUGAGUAUGUGUUGGGCUAUACAAAACCAACGACUGUAGGCAAUCUCUCAGCAGAGGCUGUCAGCACAACUCAAAUUCGCCUCACAUGGGAUCGACCACCAGACCAUAAAGACUCUUAUACAUAUGAAGCACAGAUUAAUAGUUCCAUCGUCCAGAGCAAAAUCACUUCUGGCGACAACAUAGAGUUUGAGAACCUGGUCCCUGGCACCAAUUACACGUUCAGGGUCAUCACCAAAGCAAACAACGAGACAUCUCAGCCAGUUGAUGUGUCCUCAUUCACAAAGGUUGGGAGAGCAACAGGCCUGACUGCAAUCGGAACCACAAGAAACAUGACAGUCACCUGGGACCCUCCCACUGGAAACGUAGAGACAUACGUCAUCGCCAUCCGCCUAAACCAACAUCUGAUCGCAAAUGUGACUGUGACAAAUGUGACAAACCAAGAGGUUUUUCAAAAUCUGUGGCCAGGCAAAAACUACACAGUCACGGUGACCACCAAAAGUGGACCAUUCCAGGAAGACUCAGACAUGGUCUCAAAUGCCACAUAUCCCACCCCUCCCAGGGAGCUAGUGGUUGAGCAAUCGACUAACAGCUCCUUAAGCCUGAAGUGGGAGAGGCCUCUAAACAUGUCGUUGGGAGAGUACAGCUUCAUUGUAACCAUUGGAGACACUCCCUAUCCGACGCCGAAUGACAGCAUCACCGUGAAUGACCUGUCGUCAGGCACUCAGUACAACGUUACAGUGAAGACUGUGGGUCUCAUGGACUAUGAGAGCACAGUGCUCACAAUCUCAAAUUACACCAAUCCCAACCCGCUGAGUGAGCUGAAACAGCUCGAGCUCAGCACGUCGAGCGUGACUGUGAAUUGGACUCAGAGCGACGCUAAAGAGGGUUAUUCGUACCUGGUGACUGUUUAUCAUCCUAAUGGGACGGAGGUUAAUCAGGCCAAUGUCUCCGAGCCUGCAACAACAGCGACUAUAGGGAACCUGGCGUCUGGAGCGGAGUACAAUGUCACUGUCAUCACUCAGACUGCAGGGGGCACUAGAGCUCCAGCCAAGUCCAUCAUCGCAUUCACAAAACCCAACCCAAUCACUGGGUUAGUAGCCAUCACACAGAACGAUUCUGCUGUGUUCCUAAACUGGACCAAACCCAUAGGCUUCCCUGCAGGGGGGAUUUACUACAUCACAACCAACUGCAGCGAUGCCCAACCCAACAGGACUGUCCAGGUGGAGACCAUCUACAUCACAGGGCUGCUCCCAGGCAUCUCCUGCUUCUCCACUGUGUACAGCCAGGUCAACGACAUCUCAGGGGACCCAGUCAGCAUCGAAUAUAGCACAAAGCCUCCUAAAGUCUUUCCUGAAGUCAGACAUGUUGGCAAAAAUGGCACCCUCUAUGUGACAUGGAUGCCUGUGAGUGGUGUCGACAAGUACAUUCUCUCUUUGGCCACUGCUGGAUUGCCCACCCAGACUGUUAACAUUAGCAACAACGAGAGCACUAACCACAAUCUGUCACACACAUUUUCCGACCUGCUGCCCGCCACUGUAUACACGGUCGUCGUUACGACAGUCAGCGGCUCCUUCAGUGAGUCGUCAGAACUGGUUUCCAUAGCAACCUAUCCCACCACACCUGGAGCGAUCACAAUCAUAGAGAAAACCACAGGCUCCAUUGCACUGGUAUGGGAAAGUGCCCCAAACAUGACCAGUGGCAGCUUCAAUUACACUGUCACAUAUGAAGCAACAGGAGAAAAUAGUAGUGAAAUCACCACCACCAACACCACCCAACUCCUGUCCGGCCUGAGUUCUGGAACACCUUACAACAUCUCUGUGGCAGCUGUUGGUCCAAAGGACCUCAAGAGUGACUCUGUGUCUGUGUACCUUGUGACAACAAGACCUGAACGCGUAACACGUCUGCAUGUGUUUGCAACAAGCACAGACAGCAUUACAGUACGGUGGACACCCCCUUCCGAUUCCAAGGAUGGAUAUAAGUAUAACGUUAGCGGCACGGAUGGAACACCAUCCAGAACCACCCCAGACACGGAGUUCAAGUUCACCGAUUUAAGUCCUGGAAGGAGCUACAGCUUCAGUGUUCAGAGCCUCACUGCUGACAACACAGGAGGAGCUCUGGUGAACACAUCAGGUUGCACAGUUGCAGCUGAAGUGUCUUCCAUAACCUGUACUGGGCCUGACCGGACUGAAGCCAUUCUGCAGCUGACGUGGAAUAACCCUCCUGGCUCAAACACAGGCUUUGAGAUCCAGCUGGGAGACCAAAAGGAAACAAUUCCCUCAUGUGACCCCACAUGCAAUCAUGACUUCAACUCUCGUCUGUCUUACCACACUGACUACACCAUUGAGAUCAGGACCAAAGGCUGUGGGAAUAGCAGCUCUGUUAAAAGUGUGUCCUGCAAGACUGGCAUCACAGUCCCUCCUCAAAUGACCACUGAAAACACUGUGACGACGACUAAUACAGAGUACAACAAGUUCACUCUCCUGCUAAGCGACAGUCUAUUCAACAACGACACCUACGGCCCUAUAGUCGCCUACGGCAUCCUUGUUACCUCAGAUACUGGGACAACAAAUGCUGGAGGAGCAAGCAAUUACCUGAACAACACCUAUUCGGACUGGACAGCGGGAAAGACCAAGACAUACCUGGCUGUUGGUCAGGAACUCCCGUCCGAAGCUUCCGAGGCCGUCUCUGCGAGGUCAAGGCGCAGUACAGGCGCGGUCACCGUGGAGAUUGGAGAUGACUCUCAGUGGAAGGGAUACGUAAAUGGACCUCUCAAUGCCAAGGGGAGUUAUAGCUUUGCCGUUGUCAUCUUCACCAAGCUGGAAACACAGAGUGGACUUAUUUCAAAAACCGAGUCCUACUUCUCAAUCACCGAGUUUCACAGUACACCUGUCGAUCUGCCCGAAAAUCCAGCGGUCAUUGGUGGAGCCAUAGGAGGAGGUAUUGCGGCUAUCGUCAUCAUCCUUAUCGUCGUUAUGAUUAUCGUUGCCACCUUCAAGAGGAAGAAAAAUAAAGAAGACACUCCAGGAGUCCCCAUCCACUCCAUCAGAAACAAAGUGAGUGAGCCCAUAAAGGUGGAGGACUAUGAGGCCCACUACAGGAGGCAAAGAGCUGACUCCUUCUGUGGCUUUGCAGAGGAAUUUGAGGACCUGAAGCCUGUGGGUAUUAACCAGCCCAAGAACUCUGCUAUAAACCCUGAAAACAGAACAAAGAACCGCUACAACAACGUGCUACCCUAUGAUAACUCACGGGUCAAGCUGUCUGUCCAUGGCAGUCAAUUUGAUGAUUACAUCAACGCCAGCAACAUGCCCGGUUACAACUCUCGUAAGGAGUUUAUUGCCGCCCAGGGCCCCCUGCCCGUUACAGUGAAUGACUUCUGGAGGAUGAUUUGGGAGAAGAAUGUUCAUACUGUGGUCAUGCUAACCAGAUGCAACGAGCAAGGACGGGUGAAAUGUGAAGAGUACUGGCCAGCUGGCACGGAGACCAAACAUUUCAGUAAUCUGAUUGUGAACACAACCUCUGAAAUUCCUCUGGAGGACUGGACAAUUCGAGACUUUGAUGUCAAAAAUGUGAAGACGGCAGAGACGCGCGCCGUGCGGCACUUUCACUUCACGGCCUGGCCAGAUCACGGCGUGCCGGAGACCACCGAGCUGCUCAUCAACUUCCGGCACCUGGUGCGGGAGCACAUGGACCAGUACUCCCGUCACUCCCCGACCAUGGUGCACUGCAGUGCUGGUGUGGGGCGUACGGGGACGUUCAUCGCCAUCGAUCGGCUCAUCUUCCAGAUAGAGCGGGACGGUGUGGUUGACAUCUAUGGAAUCAUCCAUGAUCUCCGGAUGCACCGAACGCUAAUGGUACAAACUGAGGACCAGUAUGUGUUCCUGAACCAGUGUGCCAUAGAUAUUAUUAGGUCACGGACGGGGACUAAUGUGGACUUAAUCUAUCAGAACACAGCUGCCCUCACUAUUUAUGAAAACUUUGAACCCAUGAAGAAGUCCAAAAAUGGAUACCACAAGGCCUAGUUGUCACAGCCUCUCAGAAAGCUUGGCGUUUUCUGUGGAACCACUGAAGUAAUUGUUAAAAUGAUUCUUUUCUACUGUUUUAAUUUUCAUUGAAGGGAUUUUUGACUUUUUCAUUUAGAUAUUUAUUUAACCGUAAGUAUGAUUUUGCAGUUUUUGAAGGAAUUGUAAAGUUUCGAUACAUGAAGACCUUUUACAUUUUUUUUAUAGCUUGUUUUGAUCAUUUCUAUGAACCAGGUACUAUCAGUGUAAUUUCUUAUACUGCUAUUUAUUUUACUCUUUGUUUACACACUGUAGAUGUAUUAGGCGUGCUAUACUUCUGACUUUCAAAAUAAUUUAUUUUUAUAUAAGUUAAAAUUAUUCAUUUGUCUAAUUUUAUCUGUGCAAUACAUCAUGUCAUCUAAAUGAAUAUGCAAAAGUUUUAUUUUGGUUAAUAUAUAUAUAUAUAUUGCACUCAGGACAUCAUCGAUGAUAUGCACUAGGUUUUUGCAUAUACAUGCUGAUCUUUAAGGUUGCUGUUAAAUAUUUAAAUUGAAUUAAAUGCUAUAUUUUAAUGUAUUUUAUAGAGUAUAUUAUUGUUCAGACAUGAGCACUUUCUCACCAAUACAUUCCAUCAGCUACUUUAGUGACCAGGCGUUGUCUGCCCCCUACCUGUCUUAUUUUGUCAGGUAAUAAUUUGCCCUCCACAGUGUUUUCUGUUUGCUGUCAGUCAAACGAAUUCCCUCACGCCUCUGGUUGUUUUCCUGUCCCUUCCUGUAGCUCUGCUUCACCCUAACUUUAAAUACACUGAACCUAUGAAGUUGUAAUGUUUAUUUUCUUGAAGGGUGUAGGCCACAUAACCUUUGUCUGUGUUACCUCAUAAUUGGUGUACUUUGUUAUAUAGACAAAAAAAAACAGUUAUGGAUCAUAGAUGAAAAUGUGAAAAUUCACAGCCUUACUCAUAGAUAUGUAUACUUUUUAAAAACAAAUUUUAUACUGUUUUCAUUAUUUAUACAGUCCACUGCAAUACCACUGCGAUACAAAAUUGCAUUUACUUCACUGUCAUUAGUCUGUCAUUUCAAAUAGUAAUUUAUGAAAUGAUUUUGAAUCACUGUCAUAUGUUGCAUCCUGAGAACAUGCUUUGAUCACACCUUAAAAAGGGAUCUUCAUUGACCAUUGUUGUAAUUUUGUAUGUACUGUUCCUUUGACUACUGUAUGUAUUGUCAUAUGCAACAUCUUUGUAUAAACGUGUGUGUGUGUGUGUGUAUGUGUAUGUAUGUUGCAUAAACAUUUCGCUGAAACAUUUCAAGAUAUGUAUGCUUUAAACUCUUUUCUUGUUCUCUAUCUACAGUCUUAAAGAGAAAUGCAUUAUGCUGGUCACAAUGACAAUCUGUACGUGUUCAAAUUGAAGAGUAGACUUAAAUAUAAAUACCUCU